AUGCAGUUUCAGCCUCAACAGCCAAUUCAGUCUAGGUUAGAAGAUCUGAUGAAGUCAUUCAUUAUCAAGACGGAUGAGAGGUUAGAUGCUCAUGGUGCAGCUAUCAAAGAACUUGGGACAGGUUUGCGUAACUUGCAGAGACAAGUGGGACAAAUUGCAAAUAUAUUAUCUGAGAGAAUCCCAUGUACUCUGCCAGCUGAUACUGAAAAGAAUCCCAAAGAAACAGUAAAUGAUGUGACCUUGAGAAGCGGACAAGUAUUGAAAGAUCCCACUCCAAGUCAAAAAGAAGCUGCACCUGAAAAAGAAAGUGGGAAGGAGCUGAAAAUUGAAGAUGAUAAAAAGGCUGAGAAGAAGAUAGGCAGGAAGAGAGAUGAGAAAAAGAAGGAGGAAACUUCAAGAAGGGAGGAAUCUAAUGAUGUGAGCAAGCACAUGCCUGCUUUACCUUUUCCCCAAACUCUCUAUAGAGAAAAGCUAGACAAGCAGUUUGAGAGAUUUUUAGAAAUGCUGAGACAGGUUAAUGUGAACCUGCCAUUCACUGAAGUUCUCUCACAAAUGCCAGCUUAUGCAAAGUUCUUGAAGGAGAUCCUCACAAAGAAGAGAAAGAUAGAAGAGACAUCAGUAGUGAAGCUUACAGAGCAUGAAACUAGAGAAGGAGAUCGGAGAGAUAAGGUCGGUGCCAAUAUCUUUGCAGCUGGCAGAUCAAACAACUAUAACACCCGAGGGAUAGUAGAAGAUGUUUUGGUGCGGGAGGAUAAGUUCGUACUUCCUGUAGAUUUCAUAGUGGUGAAUAUGGAGGAGAACAAGGAGGUCCCCAUCAUCUUAGGAAGACCAUUUUUAGCAAUGGGUAGAGCUAUACGGGAUAUACAUGAUAGAAAACCCAUGCUUAGAGUGGGUGAUGAAGGUAGCAACUGGAGUGAAAAAGGAGAAGCCAGUUGCAUGUGUUGA
Molecule: messenger RNA, 945 nt
Organism: Nicotiana attenuata
Lineage: Eukaryota; Viridiplantae; Streptophyta; Magnoliopsida; Solanales; Solanaceae
Exons: 2
Coding region: 1-945 (314 amino acids)
Source: RefSeq, a predicted model, not a curated record